This is a messenger RNA of Lecanosticta acicola, 496 nucleotides long. NCBI's taxonomy places the organism in Eukaryota, Fungi, Ascomycota, Dothideomycetes, Mycosphaerellales, Mycosphaerellaceae. The record is from the annotation of a GenBank genome assembly.
AUGGCUCCAUCGGUAUGAUUGCCCACCCACCAGCUUCAAUCUAUCCCGCACCUGGAGCACUAAUCAUGGCCCCCCUUCCCUGCACCUGCAGAACGAUAAGAAGAGCCUCAAAGACGUCGCGAAGGACACCAACCCUUCGCAGCUCGGAGAUCCCGUCUCGCUCAAGGCCGAGACAUCCAACACAGUAAAGACAACCCCCCCCCUCCACACCCUACCCAACCCGCAUCGCAAACCACCAAAACACAUACUGAAAUGAGAUUGGUUCGUCCGUCCAUAGGAACCUACAGACGACGAUCGAGGCGCCAAGAAGAACGAAACGGAGGGCGGCGACAACAAGUCGCUGAAAGAGGUCGCGCAGGACAAGAUGAAGACGAACCCGUCGCAGUUGGGGGAUCCGGUGUCUCUCAAGGCGGAGACGUCGGAUACGGAGCCGACGGAGCAUGAUCGGGGUGCUUUGGGGACCAGCAGCAAGAGCAGUGGGAAGCCGAAGAUGUGA